Messenger RNA from Budorcas taxicolor (takin), 717 nucleotides. Its product is annotated as protein FAM187B-like. Bases 1 to 717 code for a protein of 238 amino acids. Lineage: Eukaryota; Metazoa; Chordata; Mammalia; Artiodactyla; Bovidae. The record is from RefSeq and is a predicted model, not a curated record. The transcript has a single exon.
AUGCUGACCAUCUUGUGGCUGCUUAGCCUUUUUCUGCCUGCUUCCUGUGCCCAGCUAUUAGUCACCUGUGCCUAUAAGAGUCUCUGCCAGCAGGCCCUGCUCUCGGGCAAUGAUGUUGUCCUGCAGUGUGACCAUCUCCAGGCGUACUGGUACUUUUCUUCCUUUCAGGGGGAAGAUCCCUUUUUGGUCUCCUCACUGCCUAACAUAAAGAAACUGCCUGGGGGCAGCCUCCAACUGAACAAACCUCAGCCCUCCCAGACAGGCCUCUAUCGCUGUGAGGACAAUAACACAGCCCUUGUGGUAGAAUAUGAGAUAGACUUCCAAGAUGUCACCAUGCUACAUAUUACCCACAAAGGACUAGGCCAAAACCCUCUGCAGAAUCAGAGCCUGAGUCUGGGUAGAGAGGAGAUGAUCUUCACCCACUGGGAGCCCUGGCAGGACUGUAACCGCUGUGGGGUGCCAGGUGAACGCAAACGCCUGGGGUACUGCUACAUCCAAGAGUCCCUGGAAAACCCAAUGCCCUGCUGGCUCUAUCUGGGAGAUGAGAAGGUGUGGUCCAGCCGCUUGAGGCCUGAGAUGCAGGUGGAAGCCUGCCUUGUACCUUGCAACGAGAGCGAGGAGCUCAUCCAGCCCUUCUUCACCUCUGACAUUUCCAAGUUGGGCCAGUCAACCAACAACGUUCAGCUCACCUGCCCCUUGGCCUCCAUCUACAGGUGA